Messenger RNA from Silurus meridionalis, 11024 nucleotides. Its product is annotated as msx2-interacting protein. Gene Ontology annotation, molecular function: mRNA binding. The record is from RefSeq and is a predicted model, not a curated record. Gene Ontology annotation, biological process: regulation of transcription by RNA polymerase II. Gene Ontology annotation, cellular component: nucleus. NCBI's taxonomy places the organism in Eukaryota, Metazoa, Chordata, Actinopteri, Siluriformes, Siluridae.
CGUUGCCGGGGGCGCGCUGAGCGCGAGGCGCGUGGCAGAAACUCGAAGCCGAGAGGCGUGCGCGCUCCCGCUGUGCCCCCUUUCCCUCCCACUCGGUGGAGUUCACACGCCUUGCGCGCUCCCGCUCAGUCUCGGGUUCACACGCUUGCGUUGAGACGCAGCAGCCAAAAAGGAGUUUUUUUUUCUUUCCUUUUUUUUUUCUCACGGCGUUCAUUUUGGAGAGGCGGAUUUCCCCCCCGACGGUCCGAUUCAGUCUCCAUAAAAACUCCCUGAUUAUUUCACACACACACCGAGAGGUGAAAGCGCUUCUUAUGUGCAUGAACAGGGCAGAGGACGCGCACGAUGGUUCGGGAAACCAGACACCUCUGGGUGGGAAAUUUACCCGAACAUGUCCGGGAGGAGAAAAUAGUCGAAUAUUUUAAACGGUAUGGACGCGUGGAGAGCGUUAAAGUCCUCCGUAAGCGAGGUUCAGAAGGCGGCGUGGCGGCGUUUGUGGAUUUCGUUGACAUUAAAAGCGCCCAGAAGGCUCAUAAUGCGGUCAAUAAAAUGGGCGACCGAGACCUUCGCACUGACUACAACGAGCCUGGCUCGGUGCCCAGCUCGGUCCGGGGCCUGGACGACGCCCCGCAGUCUAGCAGUCACACCAGGGACGUUGCGAGUUUCUCGAGAGCCGCCGUGGGUCCCGUUUAUGGGCCCCCGGUGUCUCUUCACACCAGAGAGGGACGCUAUGAGCGCAGAUUAGACGGCAGUUCAGACAGUCGGGAACGAGCGUACGAGCACAAUCCAUACGGACACCAUGAGCGCAGUGGCACUUUCGAUAGGCCGCGGCAUUACAACACGGACUAUUACAGAGACCGUGCCAUUUUUGCCUCUGGAGUCGGGGCCAGCCCUACAGUUACUGCAAUUGGCGGGGGGUUUGAGACCCCGGAAUCACAUUUUGAAUCUCGAAUCCGCGAUCCUUUUACUUUAUCUGGUUCCGCACGGCGAGAUCCUUACCGCGAUGACAGGGGGCGGCGAGUGGAUCGGACUUACCAUCAUCGCCGGAGUCGAUCUUCUCAUUCCUCCCAAUCGCGGCACCCUUCUCCACAAAGGACCACAGGACAGACCCCCAAAGCCUCCCAUUCCCCAAAAAGAGCCCCUGUUUCUCCAGGCAGAGGUCCACGUUCACGGUCCCGAAGCAGAUCAUCCAGCUCUGAUUCGGUCAGCAGCACCAGCAGUACCGGAAGCGGCAGCAGUGACUCCAACAGCAGUUCUAGCGAGGGUUCCCGAGCUCGCUCAGUUCAGUCUGCAGCCACCCACCCACCUCCAGCUCCUCCUCCACUGUCACUAGACUGUGAUGAACCACGUAGGAGUUUUGGCAUCAGGGUCCAGAACCUCCCUGUUCGAUCCACAGACACAAGUCUGAAAGACGGUCUUUUCCAUGAGUUUAAGAAGUAUGGGAAGGUGACCUCAGUGCAGAUCCAUGGAGCUUCAGAGGAGAGAUAUGGCUUGGUGUUCUUCAGGCAGCAAGAAGACCAGGAGAAAGCUCUCAGCGUGUCCAAGGGAAAGCUGUUUUUUGGUAUGAUGAUAGAAGUGACCGCUUGGAACGGACCUGAGACCGAAAGUGAGAAUGAGUUCCGACCGCUGGACGGACGCAUCGACGAGUUUCAUCCAAAAGCAACCAGAACCUUGUUUAUUGGAAAUUUGGAGAAAACGACUAACUACCAGCAGUUGCUUGAUGUUUUCCAGCGUUUUGGAGAGAUAGUGGAUAUCGAUAUUAAAAGGGUUAACGGAGUCCCGCAGUAUGCCUUUGUGCAGUACUCUGAUAUCGCCAGUGUGUGUAAAGCUAUUAAGAAAAUGGAUGGAGAAUACCUGGGUGCCAACAGACUCAAGCUUGGUUUUGGGAAGAGUAUGCCUACGACGUGUGUAUGGUUAGACGGUCUGUCCUCCAACAUCACAGAACAGUACAUUACACGGCACUUCUGUCGCUAUGGACACGUGGUGAAGGUUGUGUUCGACAGGUUGAAAGGGAUGGCCCUGAUUCUGUACAACAACACAGAUUUUGCGCAAACAGCCGUAAGAGAGACCAAAGGAUGGAAGCUUGGCGGUAACAAAAUGAAGGUUGAUUUUGCUAGUCAGGAGAGUCAAGUGGCAUUUUAUCGCUCUAUGCAGGCAUCAGGGCAGGAUAUGCGUGACUUCUAUGAAAUCCCUGCUGACAGAAGGGACGAACGAAGACCUUCGUAUCAUGAAUUCUCAGCAGAGAGGGCAUACUAUGAGAACGUCCGGGCACCAGGGAUCUAUCCCGAAGACCCCAGGCGAGACUAUCCUGCUCGGAGUCGUGAGCGUUACCCGGAACUAGACCAUUACCAAGGUGACCAUUAUGACCCACGCUAUCACGAAGACCCUCGUGAAUACCGAGAUUACAGAGACCCCUUCGAACAGGAUAUAAGAAAGUAUAGCUACAUCCAGCGGGAACGUGAGCGAGAACGGGAACGCUUUGAGGCUGACCGUAGCAGGUGGAGCCCGUCUCAUCCACGCAGGCCCAUAACCCCUACUGCCUCUCCUUCACCGUCUGAACGCAUCUCCAGGGAAGCGGAGCGACGCGUGUACAGGCACUCUUCUGAGAGAAGUGGGAGCUGUAGCUCCUUAUCUCCUACGCCUCAGUUUGAAAAGGCAGAGGAGUCUCCGGUGGAUUUUAAACCAGAGAGUCUGGACAGAGAAGGAGCAACUGAGGCUGACCGCUUAAGUGCGGCGGAAAAGAGCAAACGCGGAAGACGCAAAGAGAAAGCAGACAGAGAGAAAGGCGAGAAAGCAAAAUCGAGAAGGGGAAAAGUACAGUCGCCUAGCAUACCUUAUACGGAAGCAGACAGGGAGCCCAGCUUGGAUUCAAAUUCUGGAAAAACUAAAGGUUCUGAUGUUGAGGGUUCAGAGAGACAGAGGCACAAAGUGGAAGGUGAACCUUCCCCUUCUGAUCUAAUAUCUCGUUUGGAGUCGCAAAAAGAGAAACUCGACAUCGCUAAAGUUGAGUCUGCGGAUAGAGAUAACAAAGGCCGAUCAAAGAAACACCUCAAAUCAGAACUUGGAACCGAAGGGAAAGAUUCCCUUUUGGAUUCUGACAGGCUCGCGGCACGAAAAAGGCGCUUUGGAGAUCCUGGGAGCAAAGCCAGUAAACAAAAGAGAGGUCGCCUUGAGGAUGAACAGAACGCGGUGGUCAAUCAACCUGCAGAUUCGGGGGCGUCUAAUUUAAAGGAAGGAGAAAGCGACGUGAAAACAGAAAAAGAUGCACAUAAAAGAGAGCAUUCUAAAUCCAAAUCGGAGAGGAUGACGUCUCAUUUUAGGGACGAGUUAGAUCACCGAUCUGAUUCCCAAAACUCAUCUGGACGACAAGAAGAGCAUUCCGAUACGAACAUGGAGACUUCUGACUCGAAAUCUCAGUCUGGACCAAGCGUUCCAAGGCGAUUUUCAAACGAUGGAACACCAGAGAAAGACACCAAAGGAAGGGAAGAGUAUUUGGAUAUAGAUCUUUCUCAGAGUUAUCGAAAGCAAAUGGAACAGAACCGAAGACUUCGCCAACAGCUUCAAGAGUCUGAUAAACCGGGAAAAACUGAUGCUCCUCAGUGUGUUGACGCAGAAGAUUUAGAACACCGUAGCUUGGUGCAUGAGGUCGGCAAGCCACCGCAGGAUGUCACUGAUAACUCUCCUCCAAGCAAGAGCAAGAAACAGGAUCACUUGGACGUGGAAGUUGGCACCAAAAGAGAACGGGUGUAUCGGAUAUUCCGGCCAAAGAGCGACGAGUCGGAGUGGAGUGCAAACUCUCCCCAUUUCAAUGCCUCUCAACAUGGCGAGGAAGAAUAUACAGAUGUUUCCCAACUAGUUAAUGCGAAAGAAGUAAAAGAACAACCUAAACAGGAAGACAGUUCUCACCAGGACAUGGAGCUAACGGUUAAACGUGUCCACACUUCACAGGUCCCUAAGCUAAGCACAUCUCUUCAUGAUGAGCAGAAACGUUGGGAAAGUCGCCUGAAGCAGGACUUGUUGCCUGACUUUUCAAGGAGCUCAGAAAAAAGACGCCUCACUCAUUCCUAUUUGGAAUAUAGACUCUGGCCCGAUUUAGAGCCUGGUGAGGUGCGCUCUGAUUCUGAAGAAGAUCGAGAACACAAACCAAACUCUCCCAUGCCCUCAACCUCAAUCUCUUUCCCUGAAAGGCAUCGCGGAGACAGGUUAUCGGAAUCCAAACUGACCGGCUCGCUGGAGAGGAACAAGUUUUGUUCAUUUGCACUUGACCAGACCAUUACACCAGACACUAAAGCGCUGCUGGAACGCGCAAAAUCUUUAUCCUCCUCAAGGGAAGACAACUGGUCUUUUCUGGACAGCGAUUCUCAUUUUGCCAGUUUCAGAAGCAGAAAAGAUACAGAAAAGGUAGAGUCAACUCCGCGACCAACUCCUUCCUGGUACAUGAAGAAGAAGAAAAUACGAAGCGAGUCUGAGGAUAAACUAGAUGACCGUAAAGAAGAUCCUAAACCAGAAGAACAAGAACGGCGCGAGCUCUUUGCCUCUCGCUUUUUUCACAGUUCAAUCUUUGAGCAAGACUCGAGGCGUCUCCAGCACCUUGAAAGAAAGCAUGAAGACCCUGAACAUGGUAUGUGCUAUCCAGGUAACCAGCAAGGCCAAAUUGAGGGUCAACCUGAUUCUGAGCCAGUGGUCCUCUUCCAUGACCGCUUUUUGGAGUUGACAAGACUGCAGCAACAGAAGGGGGGGAAGGAGCAGUCUCAACCAGAGUCCAAGAAAGAGGAAGGUGUUGAUGUCAGUGAUAAAACCCAAGAGGAAGUGCAUCGUGGUGCUAUUGAACCUGUUGAAAUUAAGCCAGCUGAGAUUAAACCAGUCAGCCCUGUACAAGCCCCUCAGUCAAGCCCUGUGCUAAUCCUGCCACCCUUUCCUGUUCAAGAAACCCAGAAAUCACCACCUAGUGUAACAAUUAAGGAGACGUCACCACAGCCUGAAGUUUGUAAUGUCGACGCACCUUCUCCUAAACUUUCAGUGAAAGAGGAGGAAAACCAAUCCGAACAGCCAAUGAGCUCAGUGACCUUUCCACUGCAACAAGAACCUUCUGACUUAAAUCGAUCAGAAUCCCAAGACUCAAAGCUUUUAAUGAAUGAAAUCAAAACAAGUCCUACUGAAGAGCUGGAACUGACUAGUGACAGGGAUGAUGAGCGGCGCUCUAGUAGCGAGAAACCGACUAAUGACACUCAAGUAAGCUAUGAACCCAAAUCUGAACCACAUACUAAGAUCCCUGAAUUACAGAAUUCUCCCUCUCCUAUGAUUAUAGACGAGGGUGAAGUAAGAGUAGAGAAACCAGAGCCUGUAGCCGUAGAAGUUGAACCUCCAGCCAAAGAAACUGAGUCAAAAGGUGCAGAGAGCUAUACAGUAGAUGAACCGAUCUCUCCACCUCCAAGGUCCAGAAACAAGAAGGGCAAAGCCUCACCUACAACACCAGUAGCCCCUAUGACCCCAUCAAACAUACCAGACAAACAAAGUACUCGCAAAAGUGAACGCAUCGAUAGAGAAAAACUUAAACGUUCCUCUUCUCCAAGAGUGGACUCCUCAAAAGCAAAUUUCGAUGGCAAGUCGACCGGCAAGUCGCCCAUCCAUAGUCCUGACGCCGAACAAAGUGUUGAACAGAACACCCCCCCUGUGAGAGCAAGACGUCGAAAUGUGCGUUCUGUUUAUGCCACCCCAGUAGAUGAUGAAUCUACACAACAAACUGGCAAGGAUGUGGACUCACCACGAGGCGGACGCAAGCGUGGUGUAGACAAAGAUGCAAGCCAACAGCAAUCAGAACCAGACAGUCGUCGGCGCGGGCGUCCUCCGAAGAAUCGGCGUCAAGGAGAGGAUUUAUCAGCCGGAAAGAGUGAACGCUCAAAAUUACCUGAGGCCAAGGAGUUUGAAAUUGGUGAAACCGCAAACAGUGAAACGGUCAAAGUAGGCAAAGGUAAACAUUCUCCUUACAUAAACAAAGCUGCGAAUCAAGGUACCGGGUCUGGUUUAGCGAAAAAAGGAGAAAAAACUGAUAGGCUGUCUGGUGCUAUAAAUCCUGCUGAGAUGGACGUGGAUUCUCAGGAUGGCAGUGGCCAACAUGAUGGCGGUCCUUCAGCAAACGAGAAAAAUGAGGAGCAUAAACCACAAAGCAUUUUAGAAAUGAAACAUGAGAGGAUCUCUCAAACAGAGAGCACUACUGGAAGCCAAAAUAAACUUGGGGAGUCUGUUCAGGAGCAGUCGUCUCUGGACAAAAGCAUGAAAGCAAAAACUGCUCGGAUAACCUGUAGUUCAAAGCUGAUGACUGAGGAUAAAUCUCUCGUUCUCAAAAACCUCACAAUCAGGCUUGACAUGACUGAGGUAAAGGCGAUGCUGCAAACCGGCGAGGAUGAAUCUGGGCAUGACGACUGUCCGAAAAAGGUUGUGCCAGGUACAUCGCCCAAAGAGCCAAUCCCAGAGUCUAGAUUGGAGAAUGAGAUUUUAGGGGAAGAUGGAAAUAUUAAGGAGUCUGCAACACCACCACUCCAGGUCAAGGAUCCCCAUGAAGCAUUGUUAUCCCACCAGAUGGAACUAGAACAAGCUGUGGAGAACAUUGCCAAGCUCACAGAAGAACCCGUUCCUCUUCAGUUCAAAAACUCAACCGAGUCUCAAGCCCCGUUAUCUGAACUUGUAGAGGGGCGUGAGGAAGACAAGCCUGCCAAUCCUGCUAGUGAAACGGAACUUGCUGCCGCCAUCGAUUCCAUUACAUCUGAAGACCUGUCAUGCGGCUUGCCACAAGACCAAGUCAUGAGCACUGUGGUAGACCCAGACUCGGAUAUUCAAACUCUAGUCCCAGAUGCCAAAGUUGUUGAAGGCAGCAAUUCGGCCACUGUCCAAGAGGACACUUCAAACAUGGGGACACCAAGAAAAGCAGGUAAAGGAAGACCAAAAGCCCAGAAAAGAGCCAAAGGCCAAAAGGCUGCUGUCAACAAAAAGGAAGCUAUCAAAGAAAUGGUAGUGGAACCUGAGGGUCUUUCAAUUAAGACUUCAGAAACCAUGUCUGCAGCGGCAUCUGCAGCUGCAGAGAUUCCCCCCGCAGCUGCUGCUCCUGUUAUUGCCCCCGUAUCAAAGCAAGAUAGCAGUGUAACUGCCAUCAUCCCUGAAGUUCCUAAAGUGAUUGAGAGUGCUCUUAAAGAGCAGCCCGACUUGCCAAAAUCAUCUAAUCCAGCAGCAAGCAAAAGCCCAACAUCACUCAGGCCUAAUCCUUAUGAGUGUACGUCUCCCUCGAUUUCUCCAAGUAUUUGUCUCAAACCUUCACAUCCAAGUAGACUUUCGGUUUCUCCAACAGACCGAUUAAAUCAGGCUAAAGAGACGGCAGUAGUUUCCCCUUCGGCCACUCCCGCAACCGCGUUAGAGAACCCAACCUUGCUGUCCGAUUCCUUUGCUCAUGAUAAGAACACAAGCGACCUGCGCAAAAUUCUCGCAAAACCGAGGGGUAUUCCGAUUUCAGAGGUCAGUGCUUCAUCUGCAAGCAUACAUUCGAGGGAGAGCGACGUCAAUAGUGCGCUACAUGAAACCAGGCAAUCUUCUAUUCCAGCUCAGUUAGUAGUUCGGCAGCCAACUUCGUUACCGUCUUCGGAGACUAAGCAAGUCUUUAAUGAGAAGUCUGUGAUUUCUGUGAUUGCCUCCACUGCUACUUCGGUCAUCAGUCGAGUUUGCAACCCCCCUGAAUCUGAAGAGAAACCCAGUCUUUCGAUGACUAACCCGUUUGUGGAUAAUCAGCCCCCAAAACAGAUGUACCAGACCAGCAUGGGGGAAGGUAGCCCUUACCACGGGCCACCUGUCGGAGAGGAGGGUGGAAAUGCAGGUCGCUUUAUAGUGGAGAGCACAUCCCUGAGUACAGGCCCCACUGCUGGUCUCAGGGUCAACACCUCUGAGGGUGUUGUGGUGCUGAGUCAUUCUGGACAGAAGAUUGAGGGACGUCAACGGAUUAGUGCCAAAAUCAGUCAGAUUCCACCACCUAGUGCAGUGGACAUUGAAUCUCAGCAGCUGGUAACGAUGCCACAGAUCAAACAGGAACAUUAUAUUGGAUCCCAAAGAGAUGUGCCGAAGGGUCCUGUACCUCCGACGGAUCACGGUCAUUCCCUCAAGUCACAGACGAAUGUUUCUAUUAAGCACGAAUCCGGACAAGACAAAUUAGCCGUACCCUCCGGGCAAAGCGGGGUGGUAAAAAGAUUACAGCAGACACCUGGUCCGUCCCAAGUAAUGAGUUUCCAUCACUCGGAAUACGCAAUGCUGAUGAAGCAUUCAAAGAAAGCAGAAGGAAGCGAACCUAUUAAUGUGGAAAAUGUGAAAUCUCCCUGGGUCUCUACUAUAAGUCCUGCUAUAAGCCCUCACCUUCCCUCUACAGGUGGCAAUCAUGUCACGUUCAUACCAGGCACGCCUACAGAUCGAGCCCCUUCACACAUUCAAAGCAAACAGGAACCCCACUCACCACGGAAAUCUGGACACCCCCACACUUCCUUUUCCAAAGUGUCUUCUCCCAUUGGCUCGUCGUCUCCUAAAGGCGUGUCCAUGGUCUUGCCAACUGGUUUACCUGCGAUGUCUCAGUAUGUCCCCAGUGUGCAUCACUCGGAACAGUCCGUCAUCAUGCCUCCUCAUAGCACGCAUGGCAGUCUGGGAAGAAUGUCACCUCACUGUGUGGGCCAGGCCAUUUCCAUGGGUCAUCUAUCUCAGGGUGAUGUUAGAGUCAACACACCUCCACUAGCGGUCAUGAACUAUGGAAUUCACAAUGAUGGCAUUGCUUCGUCUUGGCCGCCCGGUCAGCAGCGCCCCACGUCUCCUCAGGCUGUGGGGAACAGAGAGAUGGUUCUCAAAGUCAACCCAGCCAGUGCAAGAGGUCAUGAAGCAAGUGAGGAGGAGGCGGCAAGGCGCUUUCAUCAAGCUCUCGCAAGACCACCGGCGACUCAACUCAAACCAGAGUCUUUACCAGCAGAGUACCGUGGCUCUCUUCACAGCGGACUGCCAUUGGAGAGGUUUAACAUGCAAACAAGAGACAUGCGGAUGCUUAUAUACCACCCACAGGUGGAGCGUCCUGCUGCUGAGCUGCAUCAGGGGCAUAUAGCGGAAGCCGUCCCUCCCACCUCGACCCAGACCAACAUUACGCCGUCGCUUUCACCUCGGGCACAUCUUUUACAGAAAAGUGUUUCUGACAAAGACUCCCUGAAGCAGUCCGAAAUCAAGAGGGCCACACCCCCCCCUGGGAAAGAUGGAAUGCUGGGAAUACGUGGUCCCUUGUCCGCCAUGCCUUCUCCUAAGCGAGUGCCGCUGAUCACCUCUGGAACCGUGCCAACGUUUUCAGAGUAUUCAACUAUGUACACCAACCUGCGGACGGUUCACUCACAGUUUCCUGAAAAUUCACCUCUGGCAAUCAGCCAACCUCCUCGCAACAUCACGCCAUCACAGGGUGCUCAAGAAUCCGAGCACAACCAAGCUCAGACCGAGAGUCAAGUGGAGCAUGUUGGACACCAGCAAAUCAACAUGGUACAGCUUCUCACGCGGUAUCCUAUCGUGUGGCAAGGCCUGCUGGCGUUGAAAAAUGAAACUGCUGCUGUCCAGUUGCAUUUUGUGUGCGGAAACAAGUCUCUCGGCCUGCGCUCACUUCCCGUGCCGGAGACUGGACCUCCUCUGCGUAUCGUCCAGAGAAUGAGAUUAGAAACGCAACAGCUUGAAGGAGUCGCUCGCAGAAUGACCGGUGAGAGUGAAUUCUGCCUCCUGCUCGCCAUGCCCUGCGGUCUAAAUCAGGAAGACGUCGUGACUCAGACACAAGUGCUUAAAUCGGCCUUUAUUAAUUACCUGAAGGCCAAACUGGCAGCAGGAAUCAUCAAUGUCCCCAAUCCUGGCUCCAAUCAGCCCGCCUACGUGCUGCAGAUCUUCCCUCCGUGCGAGUUCUCGGAGUCUCACCUUUCACGCCUUGCUCCCGACCUCAUCAACCAGAUCUCCAGCAUUUCACCUCACCUCAUGAUCGUCAUCACGUCUGUGUGAUCCUGCGACUCGUACCGACCUCGAUGUCACGGACACGUUCUCCUUCAGAUGGAGCUCAGGAGAAAGCGGUGGUGUUGGGGGGAAUCCUCUUUUACAUAUCAGUGUGUUCAGCACCACUCCACAUCAUUAUCACCCAUGUCACAUUUCUCUGCUGUAUUUCUAUUUAUUUGGUGAAUUUUUUUUUUUUUUUUUUUUUGGGAAAUCAGGAUGUUUUUUAUUUUAUUUUUUUCCCUGAAGAGUGAGGGGGGGAAACGACAAGUAACAAAAAUUUUACUUCUUUUUUUUUUUAAGCUGAAGAAUGCAGAGCGAUGUAACAGACUAAUGUGUUUUUUUAAACAAUCCUGCACAGCGUUUAUGGAUCAGGAGAAAUAACCCGGGAAUGUACAUUUCAGAGGAUCGACUCAGCAGCCUUCUUUCUCUCACUUUUUUUUGGUCACUCACUUUGCUAAUCCAUGUUAGCGUAGCCUCGAACGCCGGCUCUCGGAGUCUUGAUUGUGGGACUGUAAAUAUUUUAAAUAUUUAAAAAAAAAAAGAAAACUCGGCGGAUAAACGGCUAAAACCCAUAGGAGAGCUGCCCCUUUUUAUUUUUCAACGUUGGAAGCGACUCCAAGAAUCCUGAGGAGGAGGAGACGAGCGGAUAAAGAACAUGGACGUAAUAAUGUUUGUGAUGUAAAUAUUUAAGACUUGUGGGCUGGCAGCUCUCAAGGGUUUGUUUUGCGGGCACUUCGAUUUUUUUUUCUUACUGAAAUAAAAAACCCCAAAAAAACAGAAAAACUUGAAUAUAACAGUCAUACUCUCUUUCUCUCUCUCUCUCUCUCUCUCUCUCUCUCUCUCUCUCUCUCUCUCUGUUUGUGUUCAUUGAUCUUGAGAUCAUGAGAAUCAUUUUGUGUAAAAAAUAAAUGUCCCUAAACAAAUUGGAACAUGGUCAGAAAACCCUUUUUUAGCUUUAUAUAUUUUUCAAACACAUUAAAAUCUGAAUUCACUCGUAA